AUGACUUCAGCUGACCGGUUUUUGGAUGCUGAUCAAGAGCCUCUACAAAGACUAUCAUCAAUCCAAGAUUAUCGUAAAGAAUCUUUGGUGAAGCUUGAAGACGCUGUGAAGAGUAUUCAACUUUUAACAUAUGACUAUGAACGCAUGGUACUGACGGCAAAGAGAAAGAUGUAUUGUCCAGGGGAUAAACUCACAGUUGAUGAAGCAGCUGCCAUUUAUCUUUAUACUAUGUGGUAUUGGAGAGCUAAUGAAGCUAUUGCUAUAAAACUGAAUAGAGUACUUCGAUCCGGAGUACCAAACCAUGUUAUCCCUUGGGCUUCCUAUAUUCAACUCUUCGUUACUGGCUUGAAUAAAUUACCACCAAAGAAGGGUACUGUUUGGUGUGGUGCUCGAGGCGACAUUACCGCUCAUUAUCAAAACGAAUGUAUCUGGACAGGAUUCAGCCCUUGCACGGGAACUAAACUCGUAAUUGAUGAUCUUCUCAAUAAAUGCGCUGUCUACACUAUGUUUGAAAUUGAAUGCAUCAACGGGAAAUCGAUUCGCGACUAUUCUGAAGAUCCUAACGAGAACGAAGUUCUACUGAUGCCUGGUACACGCUUCCGAGUUAUGAAGAAAGAAGAUUUAAAAUAUGGUUCUAGAAAAGUUUAUUUAAAAGAAGUAGAAUCUCAAAGUCAGCUGUUACCUCAGCCGUCAGGUUAUCUAUCCUCAACGAAUCAAGCAUAUCGCACAGAUCAAGGCUUACCUUCACCCUCAAUUCAACCAAGCAAGAAACCAGAGGUUCCACAAGUAAAUACUACUUAUAAAUUGGUAGUACUCCAAACACCAAGCGAAAAUCAAAAAUCUCAACCACAAAAAUCUACUGUCGAAACAAAUACAUUUAAUAAUUUUCGCAUCGACAAACCUUCUCCCGGUUCAGGGAUUGAAUCCGUUGGAAGAAAGAAUGAAUAUUCUGCUUCGGAUAAAUCUUGGCUAAAUCGCCAGUAUCACGACGACAGCAAGCAAAUGAUUAUGACUCCUGAAGAUCUGGAAACGAAGGUACAAUACCCUGCUUCAAGUUGUGAUCGUGGUAUAUUAAAUCGUGUAGAAGGGUCAAUGUUGGGUAUGGCCUUAGGUGAUGCGCUUGGAGCUCAUGUUGAAUUCCGACCACGACAAUACCUGGAAGAAAACCCUGUUCAAGAUCUUCAAGAAGGAGGAACGUGGGGUCUCAAAAAAGGACAAUUCACAGACGAUACAUCGAUGGCUUUAUGUCUAGCUGCAUCAUUGGUAUGUCGUCGCGAUUUCGUUCCAUAUGAUCAGCUAGUGCGAUACAAGUGGUGGUACAGAGAUGGCUAUAUGUCUUCGACUGGCCAAUGUUUCGAUAUUGGGGCUGCCACCAGUCAAUCGCUACGCGAAUUCGAGCGCCGCCAAAAACUAUUUGCUAAUGAACACAGUAUUGCUUCUACCGAACUGGAUUCUCUGUCCGACCAGGCUCUGUUAAAAGAAUUCAAAGUAAAUUGUAGUGAAGAUGGUGCAGCUGGUAAUGGAGCCUUGAUGCGAUUAGCUCCCGUUCCUCUCUUUUUCUAUCGAGAUCCUAUUAAAGCUGUUGAAUAUUCUGGUAUUAGUGGCAUAAUUACUCAUGGUGAUCAAAAAGCGUCGGAUGCUUGUCGAUAUUAUGGUGCUUUGAUUGUAGCUGCUCUGCUGGGUGAAACAAAGGCACAGUUGCUUGAUAAUGAUUUCUAUUCGAAACAUAAACAUUGGUUUGGCAGCAAAUCGCUUACGCAAGAAGUGUUAAAUGUUGCCCAAGGAUCCUACAAGAAACCUGGUGGUUAUCGUGAAGGUAUCCGAGGUAAAGGAUAUAUUGUUAGUGCUCUCGAAGCAGCCUUAUGGGCCUUUUGUUAUGACGACAACUCUUUCGAGAAAGGUGUUCUCGACGCAGUCAAUCUUGGUGAUGACACUGAUACGACUGCUGCUAUUUACGGUCAAUUGGCUGGUGCUCACUAUGGCUAUGAGCGUUUGCCUGAAAGAUGGAAAAAACAAGUGUAUGCGAGUAAUUUCAUCAAAUGUUUAUGCAAGUGGAUCGUUUACGAAGGAGAGCUAUGCAACUCAAAAUCUUCUAUUUCGAAAGAACCAGGAUCAAGUCAUCAGCCUCAAUCUAAUGUUCUUUCACAAUCUAAAUCUGUGUGCAGUCCGAUGUCCACGGGCAGAAUAAUAGAAGCUCCAGCAACUCAUGCUGCGUCUCAUGUGCGAUCUUUAGACACGUAUGGAGCGCCGAGACCAAUGCCUUCCUCGCACACUCCCACACGAGCUACUUAUUCGACAGCUGCGGCAGAACCAUCGAAUUUGCCUUGGGCAUCGAGUGAAAGACAAACCUUUUAUAGUCCCAAUAACGGAUUAGGAUAUAGCAUCAAUAGCGCAUUCUCACCCCACAAUGAUUUUCGGACGAAGUAUACGAAUGACCAUCUGACACGGUCGAUGCAAGUGAAUGAUAUACGAUCGGCUUAUGAUCCUAUACUACGUCGUACCCAUGAUCAUGCUACAGGGUAUGGCUAUAGUGGUACGGUAUUACAGGAUACUGGUUAUGGACCAUCUCCCGAUACACGCAUGCGGGGUUAUCGCAGACCUUAA
This is a messenger RNA of Rotaria socialis, 2604 nucleotides long. The record is from the annotation of a GenBank genome assembly. Lineage: Eukaryota; Metazoa; Rotifera; Eurotatoria; Philodinida; Philodinidae.